Nanorana parkeri is the source of this 784-nucleotide messenger RNA. It is a transcript of the gene CUNH22orf23, whose product is annotated as chromosome unknown C22orf23 homolog. The transcript has 7 exons. Lineage: Eukaryota; Metazoa; Chordata; Amphibia; Anura; Dicroglossidae. The coding region runs from base 107 to 784 and encodes 225 amino acids. The record is from RefSeq and is a predicted model, not a curated record.
UCUGAUCCCGCCUUCGUCUUGUUUCUAUGGGAACAGAAAACAUCUGUCUGAGCGGGUCUAAUAGCGAGCGCUUACUGCGUAUAAUUGGGUGUAAUACAGCAUCGCUAUGUCAAGGCAGGAUGGAAAUGUCCAGGUGCCGCUGGGUACCGGAUUCUGGAACAGUGCAAAACCAGCUCAGUACAGCAAAGAAACCCAGAACCUGCUGAAAGUGAUGAUGCAGGAGUCCAGGCUGACAAACUUCCAGCAGCGUCAGAUAAAAGAGCGUUUACAGACUGGGGAUACGCUGCCAGUACUAUGUCAUCCCAGCUCCAGCAUUGCCCAACAUAAACCUCGAGCCUCUGAAUCUAUGCCAAAGAAAAAAAACAUUGCAAAUGCCAGAUCGGUCUUACGUCCUGCAGAGAAAUGCCAAGCAGGGGAUGCUUACAGCAGAGAGAAAUUCCAACCCCGACCAACCCGUGACUUGAACAAGGAAAAGAUGCGAUUACAAAACAUUAUGGCCACAGGAAAGGAUCUGCCAGACAUCCCCCAAGCACUGCCACAAACAGUGGAGACUGAAACAGAGGAAAGGGACAGAUUCGAUGAGUUGGUGGCAGAAAUGCAAGAGAGAUGGGAUUUCUUAAAAGAGAUGGAAGCUUUGGGUCGAGGAAGACAAUAUUACAACAUUAUUAACACCGAAAUUUCACAGAUGCUGCGAGAGAUGGAAAUGAUUGACAAGCAAAGAAGUGCUGCACUCAGAGAAGCAAUGCAGAAAGCAAAAGAUAAGGACUCUGCUCUGUCACAGUGA